This is a messenger RNA of Cryptococcus deneoformans JEC21, 4348 nucleotides long. Its product is annotated as protein tyrosine/threonine phosphatase, putative. The transcript has 12 exons. NCBI's taxonomy places the organism in Eukaryota, Fungi, Basidiomycota, Tremellomycetes, Tremellales, Cryptococcaceae. Gene Ontology annotation, molecular function: protein tyrosine/serine/threonine phosphatase activity. Bases 355 to 3699 code for a protein of 1114 amino acids. The record is from RefSeq and is a predicted model, not a curated record. Gene Ontology annotation, biological process: protein dephosphorylation; nuclear DNA replication.
UGCAAGGCAUCUGCGAGCUGCAAGCACCGUGUGUGGCAUCGUAUGCCAGUGUUUUUUUAAUAGCUUUAUUAUCCGUUGCCCUGUACAACCAGUCUCGCUGUGGUUUGUCACUGUUUAUGGCGUUUUACGUACUACUUUACUGCACUACCGCGACGGCAAUCACGUACCGGUCCAGCCAGAGCCUGUUGCUUUAGCUCAAGUCUCACUUUCCCACCCGUCCCUUCAAUUGCCCACCCAUAUCUCCACUUCUUCUUCCUCCUUAUCUAUUGUGCCUAUGGCUCACACCGCAGAAGUACAUUCCAUCUAAUCCAAUACAUCGGUGCCUUGCUAGACUACUCCAUACCGUAUCGCAUCAUGUCGUCCGCCAUCCUCCCCUAUCCCUCGCAGCCAUCGUACCCUUUAUCGCGGCCGUCCACUCCCCGGCCCACCACUACACUCUCAGCACCUCCUACACCAAUUACCCCCACGCAUCUCCUUCCAGUUGCCAUGGAGCGUGCCAGGAGUACUGAGGGUGUAGUGAAUGGUGUGGAGCAGGCGUUAAAUCAGGCCAGGGGAAUAAAAGAUAACAAGGAACCAAAACCUGGGAGAUUGAAGUUUGAAUGGGAGCACAUCGAAAGGCCGAAGACGCCCGAAUCCGAUCACGGUAUCGAUGAUGAUGAGGAGCAGAAGAUGGAUGUUGAUGAGGAGCAGCCGAUACAACCACCGUACCUAGGGCUUGGGGAACCUGUCAGUACUUACGAUGAAGAGCGAGCGCAACGGGAGAAUGCCAUGCGGCAGAUGGACAUACACCAUGAGGAACCCCCGCCGCCUAUUAUAUGGGGAAUGCCGAAAUGGGGACGUGAAGCAGAAAGGCAGGAAGUUGCGAAAGGUGUGAGACUGUUGGGAAUGGAAGAGCUACCCCAGCUUGUCAAAACCCAUUCAUUGAUCGAUACGCCAAGCUCUGUCAUGUUCCCAUGGCUGCAUGGUAUCAGCGAUGACGGCCAUAAGGGGCAGGAGAUGGCUCAGUUCUUCGGAUAUUCCCCACCGUUUGGACCUCCACCCUAUCGGGGCCUCUGUCUUCUCUUUUGUCCGCCUCACCCUCUUGACAAACAUCAUUUGCGCCCUCCGCCACAGCGCAACGACACAGAUCUGACUACUGUUCCCACAAGCGCCCCGUACAAAGUACCUGAUCGCAAAGACUCCGAGUCUGAAUCUACUUCUUCAGAAUCGUACAAUUCUAGCGGUGCAACUGAACUGACAUCCCCAAGCCUUGGCAAUUCUCUACCUUCACCUAGUCUCUCGUCCUUCAAACCUCUUCCGGAAACUGAUACUCAAUCAAUGGAUUCGUCCAAGGAUGACAGCAAUGGUGCUGAGGUCGCCAUGCACCCUUGCUACUCUAAACGUCUUUCACCGACAACAGUUGCAAAAGGCCUGGAUGAGGACAACCAUCCUCUUCCCUGUAGCAGCAUUCUCAACGCUGCAGCCGAACCUGAAACUCAAAAACCGUCGUUAUCUUCUAGUGUCUCAUCAUCAAGUUCUGACGUCGACGAAGCAGUUGGACAAAAUCAAAAUCCCUCGUGCAUCUUGUUCAACGCAUUACAUGUACAUGAUAUAUUCGACCUUUCGAAAAUUGGCGAUGACACAGAAAAACGAGCGAGUUUCAGAGCUGCAAAACUUCCUGACCAAAUCAAUUUAAGGAACCUGAAUAUCCAGCAAAUCAAGUAUGCGACUGUGUCCGAUAUUGUACUGUAUUCCAAAACGGGACUGACACAGGGGUUGUUACAUAUUGCCGAGCAAAUUGCGCAGGCACAAGAAGAUCUGUACAACCAGCGAUUACAAGAGAUCUACCAUGUGAAUCAUACAGGAGGAGAUGGUGAAGGAUCAAGUGAACCGAUACGUUAUGGAGUAUGGGUCGUCCUUGAAUCGUUCAAUGAAAUCGAGAAACAUUAUCCCGAACUGGUGAAUAUCGACUCCAAAGGCCGCGACAAACAUCCCCAUCUCCAAACUGACCUGUUUGAGAGGGAAGCAAAAGAAAGUAGGGAGAUGACCAAGGCGUCAGAAGUCGUUGAAGGUUUUUGGGUCGGUAAUGAUUGCGACGUCCCAGGCGCAACGCUUGAAGGAGCGGGGUCAUUUAUUCGUUUCGAUCUAUGUCUCAAAGCAUCCGAAUGUUCCGAAAUGCCAAGCACCUCGGCGCUCUCAUCGGCUUACCGUAAACUACUAGAUAUCGACCGCAGGAGGCGGGAGGCUGGCGAGGAAUCUCAAUCCACAAGCGCCUUCAACUGGACUGCAUCACCGGCCACCCACGCCCUGCGAAAUCUUCUUUCGCCCUCAUCGUCCUCAGUGACAACUGAAGUACCUUCAAAAAGGACGGCUUCUCCGACACCCAGCGACCGGCAAUUGCGAGCAAAACCAUCAUUGACCACUGAUCACGAAUACGUCGCUCUCGACUGUGCAGGGAGUAGUAGAACUAUCACAGGUCAUACUCGUAAUAUGGUUACCAUGACUGAUCGUGUGAUCGAAUUGGUUUACUUUCUGAGGAAACUGGUGGAAGGGCGAGAUAACGGCAGGAAGCGUAAAAUCCUCGUUCAUUGUCAGGAUGGGUACACUGAGUCGAGUAUCAUCGUUCUGGCGUACAUCAUGUCCUCUCUAUCCAUUUCCUUGCCGGAAGCUUUUCUCCACCUUCAAGUCAACGCAAAUAGGUCGUUCUUUUUGUAUCCUGCCGAUAAACCUCUUUUACGGAAAGUCGAUGCUCGCCUAGCUGCGGACCGAAAGGCCAAGGCAAUCAAGCUCCUCAGCGCCACCAGCGCGGGGUCUGCUUCUUCACAUACCGAUUCUGAUGGAAAACAGAGUAACCCGAGUCCACGAUGGAGGCCUUGGGGUAUGAACUUUGGAGCGAAGCGUGAGCAGGCUCCAAAUAGAACAUCCGCAAUAGGUGGGAAAGAAAGAAGUAAAUCAACAGCAGACGUUGCACGGGAGAUGUUGGCGGAGCACGAGAAUGGGGGUAGCGCAGCCGCUCAGGAGGCUAGAUUGUGGUUUGAUGAUAAGAGAUUUGACGGAUUCCCUUCCAGAAUUCUUCCCUUCCUGUAUCUUGGUAAUCUUGAACAUGCAGGCAAUGCUGCAAUGUUGCAUUCGCUGGGUAUCACUCACGUUGUAAGCGUUGGAGAGAGUUUGAUGAACAUGGACAACUCUGUAAUUGCAUACUACGGACAUAAAAGCGAAAAUACUUUGGCAGCAGCUGUGAGAGCAGGUAAACUUAGCGUGCUUGAUUUGACCGAUGUGAGGGAUGACGGUAAUGAUCCCCUUCGACCUGUUAUUGCGCGUGCAUGUGAAUGGAUUGAGGAAGCCCGCGCCCGUGGUGGCAAGAUUCUGGUUCAUUGUCGUGUUGGAGUGAGCCGAAGCGCCAGUAUCGUCAUCGCCUACAUGAUGCAGUACGAGCAUAUGCGAUUGAUGGACGCAUAUAUGGUUUGUCGUGCCCGACGUCUUAAUGUACUUAUCCAGCCCAACCUCCGUUUCUUCCACGAACUUUUUGGAUGGGAAGUCGAACUUGCUAAAAGAGAAGCCGAGGCCGCUAAAGCUAGAAGAGAAGAAGCUGAAAAACAGGGUGUGAGGGACCCUGAGGCCUUGAAGUUGAUUGAAGGAGAAGCGAGGAAGAUUAUAUAUUCUUGGCCAAGCUUUUGUCGAGAUCUGUAUUGCCUCAACCGAAGGUUUUUGUGUAAUUAGUUUGUUACGAGGGCCGACGCUCAAACUCUGAACCAGUUGUCUUUUGUUAUACCCGCACCUUUAUUGACUGUUUAGGAUUCAGGAAACGAUUCGUAUCUGUACACACAAGUAGUCUAAGUAAGGAUUUGUAAUGUUCCGUACUCGUGUUGAUUGAAAUGAUAUAUAACUGUACGAGCUUCAUGAAUGUGUUGUCCAACGCAAGUUAUCAUUCGAUCAAUUGAUAGAGGGUAAAAAAGAAGCCACCACUUCUGGCUGCUCGCACGAGACUGCUUGUAGAUGACAGACACUCCAGAUCUGGGGUUCCCUUCCUGCUGGUUUUCUCUCUCCCUCCUACUGCCUAAUGGUUGCUGAUCCUAUUAUCUGGCGUUCUAGCCUUGCGCCUGUGAGGUAGGGUGGUAGCUGUCGCGCAAAGCCCAAAGUGAGUGACUAGAUGUGCGAAAAUUGAAUUGUAAUAGUACAGUAUGUCUCAAAUCACAAGCUGGGAACGAAGUUAUGAGGGCCGUGGCGGUCAAGGUUUGAGUUGCUGAAAAUCACAGGUUUGGGGGUUUUAUUUUGGACACCCCCUUCCUUCACUUUCGUUCAUUUUAGAGAACGGUCGAAAGAUAACAAUUAGUACUGAUAUUUUCAAUAACACAUGAAUUCAUUGUGC